This is a messenger RNA of Dovyalis caffra, 831 nucleotides long. NCBI's taxonomy places the organism in Eukaryota, Viridiplantae, Streptophyta, Magnoliopsida, Malpighiales, Salicaceae. The record is from the annotation of a GenBank genome assembly.
AUGGCUGCUGCAAGUAUGGUAUCUCAAUCAGCUUUCAAUCGAUCAAAGCCUUCUCUUGCUGUCAAAACCAAGCAAGCCUCUCCUUUAAAUCUCCUCUCUACAACAUCAAGAGUGAGUUUUGGGGCAAAGAGCGAAAAAGGGCUAGUAGUAAGAUGUUCGAUGGCAGCUGCAGAAUUGAAUUCCAGGGCUGCUGUUUCUAGUGACAAGGGAAUCAAGAAUCCCAUAAUUGUCAUUGACAAUUAUGACAGUUUCACUUAUAAUCUGUGUCAGUAUAUGGGAGAGAUGGGCUGCCAUUUUGAGGUGUAUCGGAAUGAUGAAUUAACUGUGGAGGAUUUGAAAAGGAAAAGGCCGAGAGGCGUGCUCAUAUCCCCGGGCCCAGGAGCGCCCCAAGAUUCUGGAAUAUCACUGCAGACAGUUUUAGAGCUUGGACCUACUGUGCCUUUGUUUGGUGUGUGUAUGGGGUUGCAGUGCAUUGGAGAGGCUUUUGGAGGAAAGAUUGUGCGCUCACCUUAUGGUGUCGUGCAUGGGAAAGGUUCUCCUGUAUAUUAUGAUGAGAAGGGGGAAGAUGGCUUGUUCUCUGGGUUGUCAAAUCCUUUCACUGCUGGAAGAUACCAUAGCCUUGUGAUUGAAAAAGAAAGUUUCCCUGAUGAAGAACUAGAGGUUACAGCAUGGACUGAGGAUGGUCUGAUAAUGGCUGCUCGCCAUAGAAAGUAUAAGCAUCUGCAGGGGGUGCAGUUCCAUCCAGAAAGCAUCAUAACAUCUGAAGGCAAGACAAUUGUUCGCAAUUUCAUCAAAAUGAUAGAGAUAAAAGAGGCUGUAUCUGAGAACUAG